This is a messenger RNA of Venustampulla echinocandica, 1521 nucleotides long. RefSeq lists its product as uncharacterized. Gene Ontology annotation, molecular function: protein binding. The transcript has a single exon. The record is from RefSeq and is a predicted model, not a curated record. Lineage: Eukaryota; Fungi; Ascomycota; Leotiomycetes; Helotiales; Pleuroascaceae. Bases 1 to 1521 code for a protein of 506 amino acids.
AUGGAGCUCCUCGACCUGCCAUCUGAAAUUCUUCACAUAAUCUUAGUUCAUGCCUCCUUGCUUGGUAUCAAAAGAGCCUUGAGAUUACGACUUGUGUGUAGCACAUUUGCUGGUGCGAUUUAUCCUGCGCUUUUCGAAACUCGUUUGAUGGAUCGCGAACAUGCCAUCGGUACAUUCCGUUGGCAUCUCGAGAAUCAACACGGCGCCGAGAAGCUGUGGCACGAAUACUUGGUACAUAGAGUCAUGGGUGAACGAGAUCCAAGUGUUGGACGGUUUGUCGAAAUGCGACAGACCGCGGAAGCUGCCUGCAGGGAGACUGCAAUUGACCUGCACACUGCCGUCGAUGGCAUGUGCUGGCUCGCUCUGAGGCAUAGAAGGGAGGAGAAGGACCGCGAAUUCCGCCAAUGGGGUCCAACACGCCCAAGAACGGCGAAUUUAAAUCUGAAUCUGAUGGCUUUCGCCGCUUAUUUUGGCUUAAGGGAUCUUGCCGAAAAGCUGAUCGAUGGCAAUCUCCCAACAAUGCACAAUUAUCUGUUUGCGCCGCCAAUGCAGGUUGCUGCACAAAUGGGUAACGUCCCUAUAUUGCAUCUUUUCCAGGAAGCUCUGCUCAAGUCACAAAAUGAAAUAUGGAAAUUUGAACCCUGGUCUGUCACUGGUGCUGCGAUUCGAGGCGACCUGGAGGUUCUCAAGCUAGCUCUUCGACCCCAUACGACAACCACUCAAGGUGAAAAUGAUGGCAAAUACGCUGACAUCGAUGGCCACAUGUUAAAAAAAUUCAAAUGCACAUUAGAGACUGGUAGAGAAAUUCUAAACAUUAGGCAGUACGCAUCUAAUCCCGAAGUCUACGACUACCUGGCUGGUGUACUGGACGAGACGGAGUUUGAAGGGGACGUGUACCAGGAGCUAAAGGUCCAUUCACUCGGAGGCAACUUGCCAAUGGUGCGUCAUCUUCUAGAUCUAGGCGCACCUAUUGAGCAUCCGCAGGGGAUCGAAACGCCAUUGGUCAUGGCAUGUCGAGGGCUGCACCUUGAUAUAAUUGAUCUUCUGCUAGACCGUGGCGCCAACCUUCACUUCAACAACAAGUACUUCCCGGUCUUCGCUUUUCACGAGGCAGCUAUUGCUGGUAGUCUAUCUCUUGCUCGGAAAUUACUAGACCGGGGUGCAAAUCCUAAUCGAGCUGAACCUCCGGGCCAAGCUGGAGGUUCGCAUGGAAAGUACCCGGCUCUAUGGUGGGCAUUCGAAAGGGAGAACACGGACAUGAUUAGAUUGCUCCUAGAGCGAGGAGCCACUUUCGACGGCCGGUACAAGGAUUGGAUUGGGAAGUCACUUGCUGAGAUGACCUACUACCUUGGGUACCAUUCGAUGAACAAUAUCUUGCGGAAGGAUCAUGGGUUUCAGAUUCCUGGACCUCUUCAUGACCCACGCAAACAGAGAGGACUUGGUUGGUUCAAGUGGGGUGAGGCAGUGACUAGAUACCCGCGAGCUUCGGAUCGAGAAUGGUGCGCACAAUAUGAAAAUUAA